GUCAGUUUCCACUGUGAAAUUGUCACGGGAUCUCUGCGGCGCUUACCAAAUCUGCAUUAACUUUGAUUGAGUUAGUCAUAAAAAAACAAGGCUUUAUUUGGCGUUUACUCUCUUUUCUUUAGCAAACAUGAAGGUCAUUACUUGUGAAAUAGUGUGGCAUAAUAAGGAGCCUGUUUACAGCUUGGACUUCCAGCACGGAGCUGAUGGGAAGAUCAAUCGACUGGCCUCAGCAGGUGUGGACACAGCCGUUCGGAUAUGGAAAGUGGAAAAGGGACCAGAUGGAAAAGCAAUUGUGGAAUUCUUAUCCAACCUUGCCCGCCAUACAAAAGCAGUAAAUGUUGUGCGCUUCUCUCCAAGUGGUGAGAUCCUAGCAUCUGGAGGAGAUGAUGCUGUUAUUUUAUUGUGGAAGCUGAAUGAUAGCAAAGAAUUGGAACCAUUGGUUUUUCAGGAAGAAGAUGAAGCUCAGCUCAACAAAGAGAACUGGGCAGUUGUUAAAACUUUAAGAGGCCACUUAGAAGACGUGUAUGAUAUCUGUUGGACAUCAGAUGGAAAUUACAUGGCAUCUGCUUCUGUAGAUAACACAGCUAUAAUGUGGGAUGUCAAUAAAGGACAGAAGGUUUCAAUAUUAAAUGAACACAAGAGUUAUGUCCAAGGGAUAACAUGGGAUCCUCUAGGCCAGUACAUUACAACUCUGAGUUGUGACAGGGUCCUGCGGGUAUACAACACGCAGACCAAGCGUGUAGCAUUCAAUAUUACCAAGAUUGUAUCUGGAUCAGGAGCUGAAGGAGAGGCUAGGAGCUAUCGGAUGUUCCACGAUGACAGCAUGAAGUCAUUUUUCCGCAGGCUCAGUUUUACUCCUGAUGGCUCCUAUUUACUCACUCCAGCUGGCUGUGUUGAAUCAGGAGAAAAUGUAACAAACACCACAUAUGUUUUCUCCAGAAACAAUCUUAAAAGGCCUGUGGGUCACCUGCCAUGUCCUGGAAAAGCAACUCUUGCUGUUCGCUGCUGCCCAGUCUACUUUGAGUUGAGACAAGCAUUUAAUAAAGAUGGAAUUGGUCAGAAAUCGUCUCCAGCUCUGUUUGAUCUGCCCUAUCGACUGGUGUUUGCUGUUGCUUCAGAAGAUUCUGUGCUUUUUUAUGAUACUGAGCAGUCCUUCCCCUUUGGUUAUGUUUCUAACAUACAUUAUCACACCCUGAGUGACAUUUCAUGGUCCAGCGAUGGAGCCUUUCUUGCUAUCUCUUCCAUGGAUGGAUACUGUUCAUUUGUUACCUUUGAGAAGGAUGAACUUGGAAUACCACUGAAGGAGAAGCCACAGAUCAAUGUCAGGACUUCUGGUGUAACAGAGAAGAAAGUGAAGAAGAGCCAGCCACACAAAGUCAUUUCCCCAGGUUCUAGGCUGACAGAAGCAUCUCCUCCUAGCAGGGUCACUGAUCCCAGCACUGUCACUCUCCAACCUAGAACACCCACAGCUGCUGGUAAGGACUUGCCUUCCACACCUGUUGUUGUAAAAAACAUUCCAGUCUCAUCCUCUGAUGAGAGGAAAAUCAGCCAGUCAGCCAGCCAGGGUGCUAAAGCAAACCAGCCCAGGAGAAUUACUCUCAACACUUUACAAGCAUGGAGCAGGACACCAAGGUGUCUGUCUUCAGGUUCCAUUUUCAGUAUGAGGAUGGUACCUGAAGUCUUCAGUUGAUGAGAAUCAUUUAAAGACUCUUCUGACAGGAAAUAUUUUAUGAAGAGUGCAAGUCUAGACAGUGCUUCAGUGUGCUCUGUCAUGGGUGUGAGACUUCGUGCAUUGAUUGAGGUCACUUCCUAAGUCGAAGAUCUAGGUUUUUAGAAAUUUUCUGUAAUCUAUGUACUGAUUGUCAAACAGCCUGCAAUAUAAGACCCUGAACUGGUGUGCAUCAGUGAGGGGACAGACAUGCAAAACAAGGCUAUUUUAGUGCUGAAGGAGAUUAUUAUAGCUUCUCAUAGGAAUGUUUUAAUUAGUAGGUGGCUAGAGAGGAAGUGGUGAACAAGAAAGCAGAAUAGUGGAUUUGAUCAACAGCUGCAAGGAAAAUCUUGGAGAUGAUGGCUUUCUACACACCAGUGUUCGUCUGUACUGGAACUAACAAGUCAAAGGGCUGUAGGUAGAUCUAAGCAACUUUUUCCUGGAGGGUGGGGU
Neopsephotus bourkii (Bourke's parrot) is the source of this 2161-nucleotide messenger RNA. RefSeq names its product chromatin assembly factor 1 subunit B (gene CHAF1B). Gene Ontology annotation, molecular function: protein binding. Gene Ontology annotation, biological process: DNA replication-dependent chromatin assembly; nucleosome assembly. NCBI's taxonomy places the organism in Eukaryota, Metazoa, Chordata, Aves, Psittaciformes, Psittacidae. The record is from RefSeq and is a predicted model, not a curated record. The transcript is spliced from 12 exons. Bases 128 to 1690 code for a protein of 520 amino acids. Gene Ontology annotation, cellular component: CAF-1 complex; nucleus.